This is a messenger RNA of Etheostoma cragini (Arkansas darter), 611 nucleotides long. Its product is annotated as microtubule-associated protein 11-like. Lineage: Eukaryota; Metazoa; Chordata; Actinopteri; Perciformes; Percidae. The record is from RefSeq and is a predicted model, not a curated record. Gene Ontology annotation, cellular component: TRAPPII protein complex. The transcript has 5 exons. Gene Ontology annotation, molecular function: alpha-tubulin binding. Gene Ontology annotation, biological process: cilium assembly. The coding region runs from base 48 to 611 and encodes 187 amino acids.
GCACCACUCUGACCGUCCUGCCGCCUCCCGCCGUCCGCUGUAAGCAGAUGACCGUCUCUGGGAAGCACCUCGCCGUCCUCAAAGUGUUGAAUGAGUCUUCUCAGGAGGAGUUGAGUGUUCGGGAUGUUCGUAUUUUGCCAAAUCUCAACGCCUCCUACCUUCCCAUGAUGCCCGACGGCUCCGUGCUGCUGGUGGACAACGUCUGCCACCAGUCAGGGGAGGUUGGCAUGGCGUCUUUCUGCAGGGUGGAAAGCCUGGCCUGCCGCCUUCCCAGCAUGCUCAGCGCUUUGGAGGAGCACGACUUCCUGUUCCAGAUGCACCUCAACGACAUGCCGCCGGACGACUCCAACGAGGGGCUGGAGGUUCCCCUGGUUGCUGUGCUGCAGUGGUCAACUCCCAAGAUGCCUUUCACCAACUGCAUCUACACCCACUACAGGUUGCCCAGCAUCCGUCUGGACCAGCCUCGGUUCGUGAUGACGGCCAGCUGCCCGAGCACCGUCAGAGUGAAGGAAGACUUUAAGGUUAAAUACGUUCUGCUGAACAACCUGCAGGACUUCCUGGCGGUCCGACUCGUCUGGACGCCAGACGGUCAGUUUCAACACAUUUAUUAA